CAGAGCGUCCCGCACUCAAAGGUCUUUUUUGACGUUUCUUGUACCGUGAUUGAGUGAAUAUUUCGAUAUAUCGGCGGCAUGCUGACAGUGACAGAUCAACUAGUCCUAACAACAGUAACAAAUUUAUUGAUUUUAUAAAAUUGUUAUUUUUCUUUUUUUCUUCAGGAUAGUAAAUAAACGAAUAAAUGUAUAUGGCUUACAAAAGUAAUAUGGGAAGUACCGUGAGUACUCCAAACUCUUCGGUCGUUUCGACGAAAUCUACGGAAUGUAAAGAAGACACACCGAAGUUACAGAAACCUCCGCUACCUCCAAAACCAUCACCUGAAUCACAACAAAGUCAAGGACCUAAAGACCUCAUGAUCAGCUAUAGUCAUGCUGAUACACCAUUUAUGAAAAAACUUAGAGAGAAAUUAGAAGAAAGUGGAAUAAGUGUUUGGGUUGAUAUAGCUGGUUUACAAGCAGGUGUGGAUUUCCUUAAUAAAAUCGGACAGGCCAUCAUUGAUUCCAAGUUGUUUAUUUCCAUCGUGAGUUCAGCGUCCGUUAAAUCAAAAUAUUGUAAAGAUGAGCUCGCUCUUGCAUAUAUAUCAUCAUCAUCUAUAUUCCCCAUCGCGCUAGAGAAACAAGAAAGUUUAUAUCCAUUGAUGGACACAGGAAUGAAGUUACAGUUAGCAAGUUAUAAAUGGAGUAAUUUCGUUGAUGAAGAUAAAUUUGAAGAAAGUUUUAGCGAAUUGUUAUCCAUGUUACAGUCUGAAUUAAAACAGAGAGCUGAAGAUGACGAAAGCAAGGCAGAUAACUCAGGUAGCCCUGAUAAAAAGAAAGAGUUUAAAAGGUCAAUGUCACGUAAAAAUAUUUACCGUAAAGCACCAAAUUAUAAUCGCUCGUUUGAAGAUAACGCAACUGAACUUCUGCCAACUAAAUUCUGGAAGGACAGGUUUAAUAAAGAUCAGGUAGAUUGGAACAAAUUUGUCGAUGCCCUUACCAAAACAUUUGCAUUUCCAAUGAAGAAACUUUUUUCUGAUCCAGAAGAAGAAAAAUGGUUGAUGGAUGUGUUAUUUCGUGAGAUGGAAGUUGGAGACGACAAUAUUUUACAUUUUGAUAUAUUUGAAAGUUUUUGUGUGGUUGAUGAUGAAGAACAGCCUCUAUGGAAGAGAAUCGAAGACCAGGCUCGUGAAAGUUACGCCAUGAAGGAAGUAUUUGACAUGGACUCUUCCGUACGAGUUGAAGCCAUUGAAAAUCUUGCCAAAUAUCGAAGUGCUCCCGUUAUUCAGGCUUUACAAGAUUUAUUGACAGACCCAGACGCAAAUGUACGAGCUGUAGCAGCUAUUUCAUUGGCUAGAACAGAAGCAAAUGAUGACCAAUCACUAAACAAACUAUUGAGAACUUUGAUGGAUAAAGACAGAUUGGUUCGCGAGGCUGGAUGUCUGGCACUGGGACAUCUUCAUGCAGAACAAGCCGUUAAAAAGCUACUUCAUAUGUGGCGUAAUGAUGUUAUUUCUCACGUCCGUGAAGCAGCAGCUGUAGCCUUACAACAGAUAGGGGGUGUAGAAGUUGAACAAGCAAUGCACGUCACUAAAGUUUUAGCUGAUGAGAUUAGACAACUUACGGAAGAUAAUCCAUAAAUAUCUUCAUUGUUUUUGUAAAAGAAAAAUAGGCAAAUUUUGGUUGAUGAUCUCAAAAGAACAGAACCCUUUUUCAUUUGAGCCUAACUCAAAUCAGGAUUUGGAAACAAGUUAAAUUAAAUCUAUAUUUUUCUUUUGUUUACUCUUCCUCAAUUUUGUCUGAAAGUAUUUCCGUAUCAACCUAACAAUGAGAAUCUGUGAUACAGAAGAUUUCACAAAAUCUUUUCAAAGACCUUGAGUAUUGAGAUAUUUGUUUGCUUGUCUAUUUUUCUUAACCUUGUAUUUACAUGUACAUGUUGAUGAAGUGAGGUUGUACGUGACAAGGAGUAGGGUCGCCUGUCCAACUUUGUGGGUUUUCUCUGGGUCCUCCGGUUUCCUCCCACUGCUAAAGACCCCUACGCGCAAGCGAAUUAUAGAAAUAAAAUUAAACCAUAUGUCCCGAAAUGACCUACUUUGUGUCGAGUGGACGUUAAACCCCAUUUCUCUCUCUCUCUCUUGAUGAAGUGACCAUACAAAUAAACAAAUAACAACAUCUGAUUGUAAUUAGGUAGGUAACGAUUUUCUUGAUGUUGUGCCUGACCUUUUAAAAUUCAUGAAAUCAAAUCAACACUAUUCUUUUUGACCCAAAUAAGAGAGUUCUGUUGUUUUAAUCACCAUUGAAGUCUGAAGUCGUAUUAAGUGAUAAUUUGUUUAAAAGACGUAUGUGAUGUGAUGUGUGUUAUAUGUUGAAUAGAAAUUGUGAUUUGAGGCGAAGAAAGUCUUGAAUCCACCUUUAUAUUGAUCGAUCAAAACCUGAAAAUUACUAAAAAAUUAAUAUUGAGGUGGAUUUAGUCUGACUAUAUGUAUAUAGUAGUGAAAUAUGAUAGUCUUAAAGAUGCCUUCCCACGUACAAACUGGGUAAUUUUAUGAUAUGUUUGGACUAAAAACAUAUUCAAACUAUUGUAUUUAUCAAACGUGUUCCUCUUAAAUUUGUCAUGUGUGUACAUGCCUCAUGCUUGUUUUUUGGGGAAUCCAGCCCCCCGAGUUCACAGGGGUCAAUAUAUUCUUGCAGUUUUGGGUGUCUCUACUGUAUACUUUAAUUGGAAAUAACUACCCUAUGAAUACCUUCGUGGGAAUGUAUCUUUAAUUAAUAGUAUUAAAUCUUUCAGGAUUAUUUAAUAGCCAAAUAUAAUUAAAUACAUACGUGCCAUGACAAAUAGAUAUAUACCGGUAGUCAUGUAGUGUAGUGCACCUUUAUUUAAACUCCAGUCAUAGAUCUGCACACAUAUAAAAACCAAAUAAACACUGUGAUUGUUCAAUCUGAUUUAAAUACAGAUCUAUAUUUCGUUUCGUUUUUUUAUAUGGCCUGCACUACAUGAAGAUCUGACAAGUUUUACUUGAAGGUCGUGUCAGGGGUCCUACGAGCGCCUUUUGACCUCUCAUCAAAACAAUCAGCGUCCACGUUUUUAUGUAGUUUACCCACAGUUCCGUGCAUGGCACGUCAAGAAGUCGCUGUAACAGACCAUUUCAUUGGCCGAUGAGAUCCUAAUUGGAUUGAAAGUACUAGAGCAAGAAGAGUCUUGUUUUGUUUCUCAAAUUGUGAUUUUUAUGUAUAUUAUAUAUAUUUAUAGGCGUGUAUCUGCAGGGUUAUAAAUAACUAUCAGUUUUCAGUUAAUGACUUUGAGGGUUGGGAUGACCUAAUGGUCUAGAGUGUUGCGCUUCGACCUCUAGCUGGCCGUUCAACUCUGGCUUGCGGUUGUGGUUUCCAUCCCGGGUGAGAGCGUAUUUGGCUUGGAGAUACGAGCGCCUUCUCAACCUUGUGGGAGUGUUCUGCUUUCCUCCCAUAGGAAAGAUCCUUGCACGUGUGCUAAGAUAUUAAAAAUGAAAAUAAGACAACUUGUCUGUGAUAUCAUCUUCGGUGGAAGCGGACGUUAAACACUAUGAUCAACGGUUAAUAACAUCUGGGUCAGUGGGGGUGUAUUGAAGAUGAAAUGAGAUGGGGGGGGGGGGUAACCAGCAGUGAACCCGCGACCUCCAUGCUAACGAGCCAGCAUCUUAUUCACUUAGCUACCAUGGGUCCCUCUAUAGUACUAAGAAUCUUUAAGACUAAUAUAUAUAUAUUCCUAUCUGCGGUACCAAGAAUCUCACUUAAAUUAUUCCCUUGGCAGAUGGAAUUCGAUAUAAGAGUAGGUCAUAGUGCUGCUGUCCAGGCAAAAUGUUCCUGUAAGACGUAUGCCCGUCUUCAUCAGCCCAGUUCGGAGCAGAACAGUAGAAUGUUAAACCCCAUCUCAUUUAAUUUCACAAAUAUUGUUUAUUUUUUUGUAAUUUUCUAUAAUUUAAAAUAACUUUGAAAGUCACUUCGUGAAAUACUCAGCUAAAUUGGUGUCUGGUGAUAUUCAUACAAAAACAGAGAAAUUUGGGUACCUGCCCCUGUACACCUGUAAAAUCUAACAGUCCUCACCUAUGGGUAAUGGAGAUUUUUGUUUUUGUAUACUUAACAUAAUGUAUCAUUUUUCUAGUCUUUCUUUCUGGCCUUUCUUCUUAUGUUUUUAUAUACUUAAUGUGAUGUAUCAUUUUCCCUGGUCUUUUUUUUAUAAUGUUUAAAAUGAGAGGGUAUGUUGAAUAACCGCUUGCUGUAAAAUAAGCUAAACAUGUAAAUUUUAUUUUAUAAUUAAGUAAUGUCAUUAUAUUGUAAUACCUCAUAGUUUGUACACUAACAUUACUAAGUUGAAAAUUAAA
Molecule: messenger RNA, 4337 nt
Organism: Patella vulgata (common limpet)
Lineage: Eukaryota; Metazoa; Mollusca; Gastropoda; Patellidae
Exons: 10
Coding region: 186-1619 (477 amino acids)
Biological process (GO): signal transduction
Molecular function (GO): oxidoreductase activity
Source: RefSeq, a predicted model, not a curated record